AUGUCCCAGGUUUCCAGCGCCUCAGAAACCGACGUUACCUCAUCCUACUCCACUCGGCGCAGAUCAACUCUUAGCAAGAUCAGGCCCCCUGAUUUUGCCAAGCAAGAUCUUGCACGCCAGUUAUCCAAGGCGUCGUCAGAUUAUACAGAGGUUGCCUCUAGCUCGACACGACCAACAACGCCGUCGGGUGGCGGCAGUCGAGGUACCAGUCUUUCUGACAAGGCGGCCACUGUACUCAAGUCAGGGCCUCUCAAAGAGGAAUCUUCAGUACUGAAGAACAAGAAGGAGUAUCUGGUCCUGACCCCCGCAGGACUCUUCAAGUUCAGGAACCGACUGGCAGCGAUUGAGCAGUUUCCUCAAGUCGCCGUGCCAACAAGUGCUGUUGAAGCUCUGUCACCAGUCGAGACCAUCGCAUCUUUCCAGGAGAUUGGUGCUAAAGCGGAGGCUCAUAUCCCGCUCGAGAGAAUUGUGUCGAUAUUUAAGGACGAGGGAACCAAACCAUGUUUCGGUCUAGAGGUUUGGUGGAAGGAGUCAUGUGCCGCCGGAUUCUUUGCGAAUAUCGAACUUAACUUUUCCCAUCCUGGAGAUCGCGACGACUGGCUGAAGCAGAUCCAAUAUGCUGUAAGGCAGAAGACGAAAGCUUUGGCAGCUGAUGAUAGCAUACCGUCAGAGCUGGAGCUGGACUUGGCAUGUAUUCUUGAAGCCAAGUAUCCUCACCAGAGUGCUCAUCUUGAUAUCUUCCCUGUUGUACCAAGACGACCCUUUGGUCGACUACGAUCAAACAACGGUGAAAUUAAGAAAGGUUGGAGAGAAAACUCAUCAUUCUACAUGGCCUUUAGCAAAAACAUUUGUUUUCUGGCACACUUUACGAGGUCUCCUACCGGCCAGAAAGUAAAUCCGAGUAUUGUCCAGUAUGGUUUGGUUACUAUUUCCAAAGUCAAUGCACACACACAUGAUGAGAGGUUCGACCUGGUUUUCCGCCUACCUCUGGACACUCCGAGAAAGCUCGAACUAUCGAGCAGACACCAUCGAAACAUCGUCUCCCGGUUGUUCAAAUCAGACACCUAUUUAAAGCCUGCGUGGCCUCUUUCGACUAGACGAGAGAUUUUUCUCGUUGAAGGUGACUCACAUCAAAUGCCUCUCCCAUCAGGCGAGGAUUAUGGGGGUUUCAAGAGAACGCUUGAAGCUUUUCUAGAAGGUUAUCACUCUGUAUCGGUCCAAUGGAAAGUUAAUUGGCGGAACGUGAAGUAUGCCCCAGAAUUUCAAUUGCUGCCGUCCACCGAUACGCCCAAGUAUACAGCCUAUCAACUACUGGCUGUAUUCCGAGCGCUUCGCUUCAAUGAUUUCUUCAAGUCUCUGUCUUUCCGAGGGGUCGACUUUUCAGCAUUGUCGAAUGUUUUUGACAACUCCUGCCGCAUGGAACCUACUGUGUGGCUCUCACGAACAGGAAAACGAAGCCUUACGCGUGACGAGUUUGAAGUCGUUGAGAAAUCGUCAGUUUUGUUCCAGGAGGUGAUAGCAAUGCUUCUUGGAUCUGAGUCCAUUAGACACGCCGAUUUUACAGCAGUAUUGCCUAAGGCACCAGUCGUACCGACGCCCGGAUCGUCACCUACUGUCCAUCAAGGCUGUGAAGUAGUUCCCCCAGUCGUACUUCUUAUCAGAUCUCUGCAAAGUCGAUGUAAGUCUAUCAUUCUCAAUGGUAACUACAUCGGUCAUGUCGAUGUCUCUGAAAUUCAUCAAACACUUCAAUCCCAGCCAAACUACCUCCGGGGUCUCGGCUUGUCGCGGUGCCAACUCGACGAAAUGUCCAUGAUUACGCUUUGGGAAGGAAUACAUGAACAGCGUCAAAGCCUUGAGCAUCUGGAACUGUCAAGCAACUUCGGAUGUCUUGAGGCCAGCCGAGUGUCACAAACUCUUUGGGAUACGAGUAACUUACGGCGACUAGAUCUAUCGUCAUGCUUAAAAGGUAUUAUUGAUGGUCCCCUCUUCCGUCCAUGGACCACAUCGCCGUACGAAGAUCCGUGGUCUUUGGAAGAAGUCGACCUUUCCGGCUGGAAGAUCAAUUUUGACACUGUCAGCAGCUUCGUCAGAUACUUGGAGGUAGACGAAUCUAGCUGUCUCCGACAUCUCAAGCUGAAUAGUUGCGGCAUAUCCGGAGAGGUGGCAACUGCCAUCUUCUGCAGAAUAGGAUCGGGCAGGGAUAUACAUCUCUAUCUCAACAGUAAUCCGUUAGAGACUGGAUCAACUGACUGGGUCGACCUCAUUCACGGGAACGAGGCGCCUAAGAGACUUCAUCUGGACAUGAUUGAGUUCAAGCACGAGUCAAAUUUUGACAAGCUCCUUACAGCCUUGGCUGAUAACAACACCAUCGAACUUUUGAGCCUUGUCGGCACGGGUCCGCCAGGACGCGCAAGCCCCAAGACUUCGUCGCUUUUCUCUGCUUUUCUGGAGAAAAACAGGACUCUCAGGUAUCUUGAUUUCUCGGGUUACAGCGGUAAGUUGGAAGACGCACACUUGGGUUGGGGACUCUCAGGCGCCCUAGGGGGUCUGAAGAGUAACAAAACGCUUCGUCAGCUGCGAAUACGAAAUCAUGAUAUGGGUGCAGCCGAGGACAUCACUGAACUAUGCCGUGUCAUCGCACAAAAUCAGGGCUUGGCGAUGCUUGAUAUGCAAAACAACAAUUUUGACCACCACCAGUUCUCGAAGGUUAUUCAUGCACUGGAGCUGAAUCGUCAGAUUAUUUCUUUUCCUAUAUCAUCUUCCGAUCGUGACCACGUUUUGGCAAAGGAGAAGCAGGCUUUCUCAAAGAGCCUUAAAAAGUCCUUGAAGGGUUCACUUGGCAAGUCGGAUAGUGCACGCCUCAAUAGCAUGUUGGAAUGGCUUCGAGGUCACUGGGACUCGGAAGUCAAAAAAGCUGAGGAUAUACUCCAGAGGAACAGAGACGACUAUCUCAAUCAGGCACUCGAGCUGGACACCGAAUUUUUGAGUUCCUGGGACGACGCACAAUUACCAUCGUGGCUCUCUCGCAAACCUUCCGGCCGUGACACUACAAGAGCAAGAGAUUCGAUGAUUUCCAUGUCGAGCACGUCGAGUAUGUUAAAUGAAAAUCCAAGUUCUCCUAUGCUUUCUACGCAUAAACGAAGCUUUAGCGGUCGAGGAUUCGCUGUGGCUUCAGAGCCUGCUAUACACGUUUACACAGUCGAAGAAGAAGAAUCCUCAACUAACCCCUCUCCGGGGAUUGUGGGUGCUGCUCGGACAGGGUCGCCAGUCGAAAUCAGCCACAAUGACCAACUAUGGAUGAGAAAGCGCACGAGAUAA
This is a messenger RNA of Truncatella angustata, 3318 nucleotides long. RefSeq lists its product as uncharacterized. Bases 1 to 3318 code for a protein of 1105 amino acids. The transcript has 5 exons. Lineage: Eukaryota; Fungi; Ascomycota; Sordariomycetes; Amphisphaeriales; Sporocadaceae. The record is from RefSeq and is a predicted model, not a curated record.